Messenger RNA from Nicotiana tabacum (common tobacco), 368 nucleotides. NCBI's taxonomy places the organism in Eukaryota, Viridiplantae, Streptophyta, Magnoliopsida, Solanales, Solanaceae. The record is from RefSeq and is a predicted model, not a curated record.
GCUGCUAGUUUCUUCAUCCAUGGCGGAUUGUAAUUCCGUCCUCAUAGCUGCAGUUUUAGCUCUAUUAUUGACGAUCGCCAGCUCCGAGGGACCAUUCAUUGUGGCACACAAGAAGGCCACUCUUACUCGCCUCAAAUCCGGUGCCGAACGACUCUUUAUCUCCAUUGAUAUCUAUAAUAAAGGAUCUGCGACGGCAUAUGAUCUAAACCUUAAUGAUAGCUGGUCUCAAAAUGUGUUUGACAUUGUCGCUGGCAACACAUCCAUGUCAUGGGAAAGGCUGGAUGCGUGAGUUCUCAUAUUAUUUGUGGUAUCUGACAAUUAAGUAUCUUUAAAUUUAUCUCUUUAUCAUACUUGAUUAUCUGAUGUCA